Ailuropoda melanoleuca (giant panda) is the source of this 921-nucleotide messenger RNA. RefSeq names its product putative zinc finger protein 840. Bases 166 to 921 code for a protein of 251 amino acids. Gene Ontology annotation, cellular component: nucleus. The record is from RefSeq and is a predicted model, not a curated record. Gene Ontology annotation, molecular function: DNA-binding transcription factor activity, RNA polymerase II-specific; RNA polymerase II transcription regulatory region sequence-specific DNA binding. The transcript has 5 exons. Gene Ontology annotation, biological process: regulation of transcription by RNA polymerase II. Lineage: Eukaryota; Metazoa; Chordata; Mammalia; Carnivora; Ursidae.
UUGUAUUCCUGGUUUCCUCUGUGUAGUUGAGGUGGUAGUGAUUUGGGGUGGGGAUGGAGGCUGGGGUGCCUGGUUUCACAUACUUCUGCCCUCAGUUUGAAGGUGUGACUUCUCGGGAGUCUGCUUUCUCCUGAGAAGAGGAGGAGGAGGAGAAGGAGGAGAAAAAUGGCCCUUUCAUUUCUAAAGGUGAUAUCACAGGAAUCCGUGAAACUGAGAGAUGUGGCUGUGAUCUUUUCUCCGGACCAGUGGGCUUAUCUGAGCUCGGAAGAGAAACAACUGUACAAAGAUGUGAUGCUGGAGAGCUGUGAUUAUCUAGUGUCUUUGGGACAUUGGACUUAUAAGGCAGAAGUGAUAUCGGCUUUGAGGGAAGGGGAGGACCUCUGGAUGGUGGAGAACGAGGUGACCAGUGCUCCGUGCCCAGCAUGUCAGCCAGCAUUGGUGAAUUAUCAUGCCCUUAAUGAAUCUGAGAAUAUCAUCAGACAAAUAUCUCACCAUGCUAAAUAUAAAAAACGUUGUACUUUUGUCCAGCGUUAUGAAUGUGAGGACUGCAGCAUGGCUUUCAACCAUAUCUCCCAUCUUACUGGACAUCAGAGAAUUCACAAGGUAGAGAAAGCCCAUGGCCAGGGUCAAAAAACAAGAGCCUUUAGGCAUUGCUCAUCAUUUACAACACUCCAAAGAAUUUAUAUUCUAGCUAAAUCCUUGGAGUGUAACCAAUGUGGCAAAACCUUUAACAGCACGUCGAAGUUUAUUCAACACCAGAAUGUGCACAGUGGACUGAAGCCAUACAGAUGUGGUGUGUGUCAGAAGGCCUUCAGGUUUCUCUCCUCCUUUAACACACACCAGAGAUUUCACAUCGGCAAGAGACCGAAUCUGAUUCUCCAUGAAAAACCUCCCACUCAAAUGAAACUCUUUACCUGUUAG